Prunus mume (Japanese apricot) is the source of this 1555-nucleotide messenger RNA. Its product is annotated as 3-oxo-5-alpha-steroid 4-dehydrogenase family protein. Gene Ontology annotation, molecular function: 3-oxo-5-alpha-steroid 4-dehydrogenase activity. The record is from RefSeq and is a predicted model, not a curated record. Gene Ontology annotation, cellular component: endoplasmic reticulum. Gene Ontology annotation, biological process: dolichol-linked oligosaccharide biosynthetic process; polyprenol catabolic process. Lineage: Eukaryota; Viridiplantae; Streptophyta; Magnoliopsida; Rosales; Rosaceae.
GGAGACUAGUUCUAUGCCAAAACCUCACGUCACGCCUGGUAAUGGUAUCUCAUCAACUUGGACGACUCGUGCCCACCACCUCGUGAUUGCAUUCAUUUCCACAAUAAAUUAAAUUUCUCUCCAGAUUUUCUUCUUUGUUAUUUCCUUUUUAUGUGCAUUGCAUGCACUGUUUCCCCGAAAAAAAAAAGGCGCUUGCUCUUGAAGACCCAGUUGAGCCAGUGCUUUCCUUUGGCAGAGAGACUAGCCUUUUUCAACUCUUUAAGCUCUGUUCUAUCUGGGUUUUUGCUAAAAUGGAGGAGGGUCUUGUUGGGUUGCUCAGAACAGCUUGGAUUGCAGCGAUACUGCCUCUACUCAUAGCUUCUGUACCUUCUUCUAGGCUGAGCUCAUUUCAUGGAGCUGUUUUGGAAUUUGCCAAGAGAGGGAAGAUCAUGAAAUCUUCUUCUCAGAAGUUCACAGUUCCUCAAAAGUUCUUCUGCCAUUUCUAUUUGGUGGCUGUAGUGUGGACAACCUUACUCCUUGUUACAACUGGGAUGUAUGCGUAUAAAACAGUGCCAUUGGUUUAUCCUACAUUUCCCAGCCAAUUGACUGGAGGUUCACACAUCUUUUCAUGGCAUAAGUCUCAUUCGAUUCCUGUAAGUUAUAGAUAUGGCGUUUGGCGUUCUGUCUUUCUGCUUUUAUUGAUGGAAGUUCAAGUCUUGAGGCGCCUCUUUGAGACAAUAUAUGUAUUCAACUAUAGCUCCUCUGCUCGGAUGCACAUUUUCGGAUAUCUGACUGGACUCUUCUUCUACACAGCAGCACCGUUGUCACUUUGCUGCAAUAAUGCUCUGGAGGUGUAUAAAUUUUCAUUGAAUGCAGUGGCUGAGUUCAUUGUCAAAGGCAAGACUACUAUGCAACACAUGGAAUUUGAUUGGUUGGAAUUUGUGGGUUCUCUUUUGAGGCUUCGUUGGCUCCAAUGGACUGGUGCGGUUAUAUUCUUUUGGGGCUGGAUCCAUCAGCGCAAUUGCCAUGCAAUUCUUGGCUCAUUACGGGAACACAGUGGACAAAAUGAUGAAUAUGUGAUUCCUCAUGGUGAUUGGUUUGAAGUUGUUUCAUCUCCACACUAUCUGGCUGAGAUAGUUAUAUAUGCUGGCCUUGUGGUUGCUAGUGGAGGAACAGACCCUACAAUCUGGUUACUUUUUGGAUUUGUGGUGUCAAACUUGGUAUUUGCAGCAGCGGAAACACAUAGGUGGUACCUCAAGAAGUUCAAGAAUUAUCCCAGUAAUCGGCUUGCCAUUUUUCCAUUUGUAUACUAAGUGCAAACAUAUAAUAGCUUGUGCAAAGAAAGAAGGGAUGGAUAGGAGAGCCUCUGACAAGUCUCCAAUGUACAACUCUGUGGAUCUUGACAUACAAGCAAGUACAUUGUAACUUGAUACUCCGUACAAUUUCAUCCAAAGAAGCAUGUAGCAACAAAUAGGUAUGCAAUCUGUAAUUGGUACACCAAACUAUACAUAUGAUUUACUUUAAUGAUCAUUCUAUUAAAUAUUAAUACCAAACAAAUACAUAUGGUUUACUUUAA